UUAACUGCCUGCAGUUCCUGGGCUGUGGAAAUCACACACACGGCGGCAUCCCGGAACUCGCCUUCGACUCCGACAGCCGACACGACGGCGGCAUCCCGGACCCCAAGCCGGCCGCCGCGUCCGAGAGCGUCAUUGUUGAAUAGAUCAAGUCCACCCCGGGUCGGUCGGCAUCCUACUCCCACCUACUCCCCUACCAACACGCGGGGGAGGGGGGACGCCAUGAGGAAGACUUUCUGCUUCGGGGGCAGACGUGUGGCCAGGAAGAUGUCGGAACGGGCGCCGAUGGUCGACGGGAUGAUAAGGUCGUGGCGUUCCGCGACAUCAACCCGUCGGCGUUCAGGGCAUGGGUUCAUUUCAUCGAACACCUGGCACUAUCUUGUCAUACCCAUUGAUCAUAUACCAACUGUAAAUAGCCUCCGCAAAACCAAAGAUGAUCACCAGUUAGUGAGCCACAUGGUGAAGGUGGGGAAAGACUUCCUCAAUCAAGAUGCUCCAAAUUCUGAGGAACACAGGUUUGGGUUCCAUCAGCCCCCAUUUAAUAGUAUUGAUCACCUUCAUCUUCAUUGCCUGGCACUGCCAUUUAUCCCCAGUUGGAGGCAAGUAAAAUAUACCCCUCUGGGACCUUUAGGGGGGUUUAUCGCAGCAGAAAAGCUAUUGGAAAGAAUAAAACCAGAAGCAGAAGCAUACAGUUAGCAUCAAUAUUUUUACUGAUACCUGCUAUCCCUGCUUAUUUGCAUUAUUUUGUACUCUUAUUUAUGGGUCAAUCACAAUCAGUACAUUUAUGUGAGUAUUUACUCUCUUCCCUCUUCUGUAAUCAGCUGACGCGUAUUGUGUAUUGUAUUCACUGUUUGGACUUCUCAAAGACUAGAUCUGUAAUGUUGAACUCAAUGAAACUAACCACUCUAGAAGUUAAACUGAGCUUUCA
Zea mays is the source of this 925-nucleotide messenger RNA. Its product is annotated as aprataxin. Gene Ontology annotation, molecular function: catalytic activity. Lineage: Eukaryota; Viridiplantae; Streptophyta; Magnoliopsida; Poales; Poaceae. The record is from RefSeq and is a predicted model, not a curated record. The transcript has 7 exons. Bases 220 to 693 code for a protein of 157 amino acids.